UGGCGGCGGCCCUGUCACACAACACCCCGACACACAGGCUCAGAGCACCGCCAGGCACCCGCCCCUGUCUGCUGCAGCAAGGAGUCAUUUUACCUUCCUAUGACGUUGCGGAUCACUAUCUCUGCAUCUGCCUGGGCUCUAUGAUAUAGUUGUUCAGAGUGUUGGCCCUGAGGGAGUAAGCCGUUUCAAAGGCUGUAGUUGGGACCGAAAGGGACAACUACCUCCCGAACCAAGACCAAGGGAGAAAUCCCAAGCCACCUGUGACAUCAAGACCAAGAUCAAGAUCAUAGAUACAGUGAACACUGCUCUCAUUCACGUGGCAUGGCAGGAGGGCCGAGUGUCUCAAUGGUUGUCAUGUUGAGCUUUCUUUGACACACUCCUUCAGGGACAAACACAUUCACCUCCCACACAUGAGAAACAAUCUUAACCCUUGGCAACAAUGGACCGAUGGUUUUGGUGUGACUCCAGUUUAGGCCCAGGUGAGGCUCUGGCUGCCUCAGCAAAGUCCAUCCGGUUAUAUGAUGGAGACAAGAAGACUGGAUAUGAAGACGGCCAUCUUACUCUUACAAAUCAUCGACUGUUGUGGCGGCAUGAGAGUCAGUCAUCAUCCUUGGGGCUGCCGCUGAAUCUAGUGGUCCUAAUUGAGGAGGAGGCUGGAGGGUUCACCUCCAGUCCAAAGCUUGUGCUGCACCUGGCCAGGCCCUCUCCUGGCCAGCCCUCUGGACCUGUUGCCACCAGCCAGGCCUCUUAUGUAAGGCUCUCUUUUAAACAUGGUGGUUGUAGUUCUUUUCAGCAUGCCCUCCAAAAGGCUCUUGAGGCACGGGCUUGGGAAACUGCAGAUACAGCACAGAUUAGCAAUAGCAUGAAGCCUCCAGGGUCAAGGAAAAUUCAUACAGGUAUCUUGGGCAUUGAGAGAGCCAUCCAAGCAAAGCAGGAAGAAGCAAACCAGAAUAUAAGUCGUGCCUUUGAAGACCUUCGGAACUUAAUGGAGUUAGCCAAGGACAUGGUCAGACUUUCACGUAACAUUUCAAAUAAGAUCAAGGAACAUUCAGUUUCUGCUGAUGACACAACACAGUUCAGGUCAUACCUCCUGAGUUUAGGCAUUGAUGACCCUGUGACAAGGGAGAAGUAUGGCUCAGCAACGCAGUACCACCACCAUCUGGCACGUGAGAUUGCUGGGGCCUUAGAGGAGCCUGUGCAAGAGGCUGGAGGGGUAAUGCUCCUUUCUGAAGUAUAUUGCAGGAUCAACCGGGCACGUGGCCUCCAACUGCUUUCUCCAGAGGAUGUUGUUCAAGCAUGUAGUGUCAUGCGGCACUUGGACCUACCUCUGAGCCUACAUACUUUUGAAUCAGGAGUCCAGGUGGUGCAAAUAACAGGCUUAGAUCAGGAAAAAGUGGUGAAAGACACAGCACAUGUAUUGGAGUGCCAUAAAAUAGAUGGUGUGUCAGCUGGAGACUUAGCACGGGAGUGUGGUGUUCCUCUUUUGCUAGCAAGGGAGAGGCUGCUGCAGGCAGAACGGUGUGCCCAGGCUGUUAGAGAUGAAUCCAGUGAAGGACUGCGAUUUUAUCCCAAUCUGUUUUUCUCUCGCUCAUAGUCCAGGAGACCCUUCUUCCUUCAAGUUGAUUCACCUCGCAUCAAGCAGUUCAUUCAGACUCAACAAGAAGAUGAGCACUGCACAUAACUCACUGCUACUCUAUUGCUAAUCAAAUAUCAGCAGUAGUCACAGAUAUAGCCUGAUAUCUUACCAGAAAACACAGAAAUUACAAGUUUGCUGAAAUGCCAGAAGCACUGCAGACUUUUUACUGUAUCAGCUAAAAAUCCCAUCAUUACUACAGUUGGGAUAGAAAAGUAUAGGUGUCAUUUCUGCUAUAUGUAUCAACUUGUUUGCUGCCUGUGAGUGUACAGUAGCUGAUAAUUACUUAUCCUGACAUUAGUGUUGAUAUAGACAGAUUAGCUAAAUGGUCAAGUGCCUUUUAUUGAUUACAUUUCAGUUCAAAAAGUGAUAACAAAAUCCUCACCAGCCAAAGCAGUGAUAAUAAUGAUUUAUUGGCUAAAAUAUAAAUAUUCAGUGUGCAUUGGUCAAGCUGAAAAAAAAAAUUAUUGCUUGGAUUUUUUUUUAUUAUUAUUGUUAUUAUUUAUUUUUUUUUUUUUUUUUUUUUUUUUUUUUUUUUUUAAUGGAGCAUAUUCUAACUGCAAGCUAUGAGAAUGUUUCACGAACCUUCACAAAAUGUUUUUUCUUUUGUCAGCACCACUUUAGUACAGUAAAAUCUCACUUUUGGUGACUAAUUGGUGCCAGAGAAAGCUCACUAAACUCAAAUUUGAAAGUUCAAACAAUAGGAAAAACAUUAAUUGGUAGCAGAACCCUCAGUCAACAUAUGUUUUAGUGUAUUGGUGUUUUAAAAC
Molecule: messenger RNA, 2403 nt
Organism: Eriocheir sinensis (Chinese mitten crab)
Lineage: Eukaryota; Metazoa; Arthropoda; Malacostraca; Decapoda; Varunidae
Product: vacuolar protein-sorting-associated protein 36-like
Exons: 3
Coding region: 440-1594 (384 amino acids)
Biological process (GO): protein transport to vacuole involved in ubiquitin-dependent protein catabolic process via the multivesicular body sorting pathway
Cellular component (GO): late endosome membrane; ESCRT II complex
Molecular function (GO): ubiquitin binding; phosphatidylinositol-3-phosphate binding
Source: RefSeq, a predicted model, not a curated record